Molecule: messenger RNA, 964 nt
Organism: Phascolarctos cinereus (koala)
Lineage: Eukaryota; Metazoa; Chordata; Mammalia; Diprotodontia; Phascolarctidae
Gene: NRL
Product: neural retina leucine zipper
Biological process (GO): regulation of transcription by RNA polymerase II
Cellular component (GO): nucleus
Molecular function (GO): DNA-binding transcription factor activity, RNA polymerase II-specific; RNA polymerase II cis-regulatory region sequence-specific DNA binding
Source: RefSeq, a predicted model, not a curated record
AUGGCACUGCCCCCCAGUCCCCUGGCUAUGGAGUAUGUCAAUGAUUUUGAUCUGAUGAAGUUUGAGGUAAAAAGGGAGCCCUCUGAGGGCCGAUCUGGGCCUCCCACAGCCUCACUGGGCUCCACCCCCUACAGUUCAGUGCCCCCUUCGCCCACCUUCAGUGAUCCCGGUGUAGUGGGGGCCACUGAGGGGGUUCGGCAGGGUCUGGAAGAGCUUUACUGGCUGGCUGCCCUGCAGCAGCAGCUGGGCACUGGGGAGGGGCUGGGGUUGAGUACUGAUGAAGCUGUGGAGUUCCUGCAGGGACAGGGACCAGCCCCUGCUGAGGGACCUCUCUCCCACUACCCAGGAAGUUCAGAAGAGAUGGGUGGCCUGAACCCCCAGCUCCCGGGGCUGGCGGAGCGAUUUUCGGAUGCUGCGUUGGUGUCCAUGUCGGUGCGCGAGCUGAACCGGCAGCUGCGGGGCUGCGGGCGGGAUGAGGCUCUUCGGCUGAAGCAGAGGCGCCGCACCUUGAAGAACCGCGGCUACGCCCAGGCCUGCCGCUCCAAGCGGCUGCAGCAGCGGCGCGGGCUGGAGGCAGAGAGGGCCCGCCUGGCCGCCCAGCUGGAUUCCUUGAGAGUCGAACUGGCGCGCCUGGCCCGGGAGCGUGACCUCUACAAAGCCCGUUGUGACAAGAUGUCAGCCAGCGCCCCUGGCCCCGGCCCUAGCCUUGGCCUUGGUCCUGACCCCGGGCGAUCUCCGCGCCCGGUGGACCACGGUCACUUCUUCCUGUGAAGCCCGUCCCUUCUGGGACCACACACUGGAGAGGCGCACGAGGCAGCGUGGCCUGAGCGGUUCCCUUACCCUAACAAUUUGGUAUCUCCUCUUGGCCCGACGUGAACCCCUAGAUGCAUCACAUACGAGGGGGCUUUAUACGUUUUUGUUUACUCAGAAAUAUUUCUUUAAAGGUCUUCCAUUUAGUAUUACU